Molecule: messenger RNA, 2207 nt
Organism: Rubroshorea leprosula
Lineage: Eukaryota; Viridiplantae; Streptophyta; Magnoliopsida; Malvales; Dipterocarpaceae
Source: the annotation of a GenBank genome assembly
AAAUUCCGCCUGAGACCCUUCACUUUCCGGCUAAGUGAUGGCCGUGGGUUUUCUUCUCCGGCCAUGGACCAUCAUCUUGUCGUGGUUCCUGUUCAUCCCGUCUUCUCCGUUCGCAUCCUCCGCGUCCGACUCAGACGCGCUGUUAAAGCUCAAGCAAUCCUUCACCAACGCGAAUGCUCUGGAUUCUUGGAAACCCGGAUCCGACCCUUGUAGCAAAGAGGGGAAUUGGAAGGGUCUGGUUUGCAACAAUGGCGUCGCCAUGGGUCUUCGUCUCGAAGGAAUGCAUUUGUCGGGGGCGAUCGAUGUGGACGCCUUGCAGGAAAUUAAGGGAUUGAGAAGCAUUAGUUUGAUUAAUAAUUCUUUCUCCGGAUCCAUUCCGGAAUUCAAUCGAUUGGGAUCUUUAAGGGCUAUGUUCUUAUCGGGGAAUAAGUUUUCCGGUAAUAUUGCGUCGGAUUAUUUUGUCAAAAUGGGUGCUUUGAGGAAAGUCUGGCUCUCGGAAAACGAAUUCACCGGUAACAUUCCGGCGUCGUUGGGUCAGUUGUCUCGGCUUAUAGAAUUGCAUCUCGAAAACAAUCAAUUUAGUGGGCGUAUCCCUAAUUUCAAUAAUCAAACCCUAGUUACUCUCAAUUUGGCAAAUAACAAACUUGAAGGGGAAAUUCCUCCCAGUUUGUCAAGAUUCGAUGCAAAUUCGUUUGUGGGAAAUCCAGAUCUUUGUGGAGAAACGUUGGGUGUAAAAUGUGAAAAGAAAGGUGAUAAAUUUGGCAUUAUUGAGCUAGAUUUACGCAGGAAUUAUUACAGAAAAAUUAUGGUUGCUGCAAUUGUUACAUUAGGGGUGAUGCUUCUCAUUGUGGUGAUCAUCUAUGCACUUAGAUGGAGGAAAAAGGAGAAGGAGAGUUUAGAGGUGUUUCGAAAAGAUAGACAGAUUUCGAUGGAGUCGAUUGAAGUGAAGGUUUCAGUGCCAAAGAAGAAACAGGAAGAAGAAUUGAGCAAGAAGAGAUCAGGGUCUAGUCGAAAAGGGUCUCAUAAUAAGGGAGGUGGUGGGAUGGGAGAACUGGUAAUGGUGAACACUGAGAAGGGUGUUUUUGGGUUGCCAGAUUUGAUGAAAGCGGCAGCUGAAGUGCUUGGAAAUGGGGGGUUGGGAUCUUCGUAUAAGGCGAUGAUGGCUAAUGGAGUAGCCGUUGCAGUGAAAAGGAUGAGGGAAAUGAAUGCAGUGGGAAGAGAAGAAUUUGAUGCAGAUCUUAAAAGGCUUGGCAAGCUAAAGCACCCUAAUAUCUUGACUCCUUUAGCUUACCAUUUCCGCAGAGAUGAGAAGUUGUUUGUCUUUGAGUACCUUCCCAAAGGCAGUUUGCUCUAUCUAUUGCAUGGUGAUCGUGGACCAUCACAUUCUGAAUUAGAUUGGCCUGCCAGACUAAAGAUCAUAAAGGGAAUUGCCAAAGGAUUGGACUAUCUUUAUACUGAACUUGCUUCUCUAGAUGUUCCCCAUGGAAAUCUCAAAUCAAGCAAUGUUCUCUUUGGGUCUGACAAUGAGCCACUACUAUCUGAGUAUGGAUUUUGCCCUUUCAUGAACCCUGAUGCACAAGUCUUGUUUGCUUACAAGACCCCAGAAGCUGUCCAAACUGGCAAAGUGACCCCAAAAAGUGAUGUGUACUGUCUAGGAAUUGUCAUUCUUGAGAUCAUAACAGGAAAAUUCCCUAGUCAAUAUCUCAACAAUGCUACAGGUGGGACUGAUGUGGUUCAAUGGGUUGAAUCAGCUAUCUCUGAAGGGACACAGGCUGAACUAUUUGAUCCUGAGAUUGCAAGCUCUGGAAUUUCCAGUGGCAUGGAGGAGCUUCUCCAAAUAGGUGCAGCUUGUUGCCAGAGUAAUCCCGAGCAGCGGUUAGACAUGAAAGAAGCCAUUAAAAGGAUAGAAGGGAUAAAGAUGGAGUGAGGUAGUUCACCGUCUUCCAGCUAGUUGGGGCAAGCGAUUUAAUUUCCUGCAGAUCCUGUGAAGAAAACUUAUCAAUCUCUGAACCAACUAUAUUUAUCUGGAUUAAUUGGGAUACAGAAAGAAUGAGCUGAAGUGAUUUUAAUUUGCUGUACGGUGUGCGGAUCUUAGGUAAAAGAAAAAGGAAAGAUAAAAAGGAUGAAGAAUACCAUACAUUUGUUCAUUUGUUGUAUAAUGUAAAUUAGUACAUUUUAUUCUCUUUUAAUCAACUUGUGAAUUACUU